AUGACUGCCAACGGUGCCGCCAAGCGGAAUCCCCUCCCUCACGGUGUCUACGUUCCCACCGUUGCAUUCUUCAAGCCCGACGAAGAAGUCGACAUCGAAACGGUCGAGAACCACGCUGCAUAUCUGGCCCGCUGUGGCGUCACUGGACUAGUAACCCAAGGCAGCAAUGGCGAAGCGGUGCACCUGGACCGUGAAGAGCGCAAGGCCAUAACGGCUGCGACCCGCCGCGCCGUCGACGCCGCCGGCUACACUAGCAUGCCCGUCAUCGCAGGAUGCGGUGCAGCCUCCACGCGUGAAACCAUUUUGUUCUUGAGCACUGAUGCCAUGCACGCCCACUUCCGGGCUGUGGCCGAUGCCUCCCCCGUCCCCGUUCUUAUCUAUAAUUUCCCCGGGGUGCAAUCGGGCCUCGACCUUAGCUCCGACGAUAUUAUCACCCUCGCUGAGCACCCGAAUAUUAUCGGCUGCAAGCUCACUUGUGGUAACACGGGUAAACUGGCCCGUGUCGCCGCCGCGAAGCCGGAUUUCUUGACUUUCGGUGGCUCCGCGGACUUCACCCUGCAGACGCUCAUUGCUGGUGGCGCGGGUAUAAUUGGCGGUGUAGCUAAUAUGAUUCCUCGCUCGUGUGUGCGUGUGAUGGAACUGUAUCGUGCUGGGAAGGUUCAGGAGGCGCAAAGGGCCCAGGCCGUUGUUGCGCGCGCGGACUGGGCAGCUAUUCAGGGUGGCUUCAUCGCCGUUAAGAGUGGCCUGCAGUCCUACCGCGGGUACGGUGGACUUCCUCGACGGCCGUGUGUCGUACCUUCUGCGGCGGCCGCUGCGGCCAUUCAGGAGGAGUUCCGCGAAGGAAUGGCGUUCGAAAAAGCAUUGGAGUCGGCUUAG
Molecule: messenger RNA, 876 nt
Organism: Penicillium paradoxum
Lineage: Eukaryota; Fungi; Ascomycota; Eurotiomycetes; Eurotiales; Aspergillaceae
Product: dihydrodipicolinate synthase family protein
Exons: 2
Coding region: 1-876 (291 amino acids)
Molecular function (GO): 4-hydroxy-tetrahydrodipicolinate synthase activity
Source: RefSeq, a predicted model, not a curated record